AUGUUCGCAGCAAGUGUGGCAAUGAGGAACUGGAGAAAUGGUGUGGGUCCAAACAUUGAUGGAAAAGUGAUGGAAAAUGUGGCUAGAUCGAUUCAUAUGCAUGGUGAACCUUAUGGAGGUGGCAGGGUCUGUGUACAUACUUCGCGUGGAGCCUUAUAUGUCAAUGUUCAGUCACAUGAAUGCACUUGUGCUGCAUGGCAAAUGACAGGGAUUCCGUGUCCACACGCUUGUGCUGCAAUAAGGGUGGUUCAUGCAAAUGUGUAUGAUUUUGUGGAGGACUGUUAUAAAAUAACAUCCCAAGAGAAGAUUUAUGGGAACACCAUGAUUCCAGUAGUGACAAUUGACAGGCCUAAUCCUAAUGAUUAUAUGCUGCAAAAUAUAGGAAACCAAGUGUGGCUAUACCCACCUACAACUAGUAGACCUUCGGGAAGGCCAAGAAUUAGGAGGCGGGAAUCCCAAUUCCAAAACAGGAAGAUUUACCACUGUGGACAGUGUCAUGAACCUGGGCAUAGUAAAAGAACAUGCAGAAAUCCAAACCCAAGUUAA
Neltuma alba is the source of this 546-nucleotide messenger RNA. RefSeq lists its product as uncharacterized. NCBI's taxonomy places the organism in Eukaryota, Viridiplantae, Streptophyta, Magnoliopsida, Fabales, Fabaceae. Gene Ontology annotation, molecular function: zinc ion binding. The coding region runs from base 1 to 546 and encodes 181 amino acids. The transcript has a single exon. The record is from RefSeq and is a predicted model, not a curated record.